This is a messenger RNA of Cephus cinctus (wheat stem sawfly), 5199 nucleotides long. RefSeq lists its product as uncharacterized. Gene Ontology annotation, biological process: mRNA export from nucleus. The record is from RefSeq and is a predicted model, not a curated record. NCBI's taxonomy places the organism in Eukaryota, Metazoa, Arthropoda, Insecta, Hymenoptera, Cephidae. Gene Ontology annotation, cellular component: transcription export complex 2; cytoplasm; nucleus. The transcript is spliced from 3 exons. Gene Ontology annotation, molecular function: nucleic acid binding. The coding region runs from base 85 to 5058 and encodes 1657 amino acids.
GCAUCGCAGAAACCUAAUUAUGAAAUUGUGAACAAAUAUCGUGGGAAAAAAAUAAUACUGAUUUUACAUAAAUAUUGAGAAAUAAUGGCAGAUGAAUGUGAUAUGCAAGUAGAUAAUGCCCCUGCAGAGAAAAUAACCUCUGAAAGUUUCACAUUUGCACAACCAAACAUUGUAUCAAGUCCCGAAAGAGUGGUAGAUUUUGGUAAAGUUACAGAAUAUUCCGUUCCAAACGAUGGAAAAAGUACAUUUACUUUUGCCAAACCAGCAAGUAUACCUCUUGUGCCUAAUCAAAAUGAAGGGGCAUUUGACCAUGAGGAUUGGAAAUCUGAGAAACAAUACAAACCUAAAAUAUUCAGGAAUACAUUUAAACCACCAGUUAGUGUAUUCACGCAAGCUCUUAGAGAAACAACUGGUUUUGAGUUAUCCAAGAAGCAGUCAAGAUUGCAAGGUGGUAAGGAGAACAUUGAAUACUCGAUAACAUGCAUAAAUGUUCCAAAAUCAUUGCUGACAAAAGUUGCGGCAAAAGAAUAUUUCGUGAAAUACGGCAACAUUUCAAAAAUAACACUAAGACCAAGAAAACAGACUAUAACAAUAUUUUAUACAACAGCAGAAGCAGCUAAUAUUGCAUACCAGAAUAGCGGAGAAUACUUGGGACAAAAGUUUGAUGUAUAUUGGACUAAUUCAGAGAUGUUACCAAAAUCUCCAGUAAAAAAAAAGGAGUCGAGUAAAACAACAGUGAGACAUUUCCUUACAGGAACUGACGAAGAAGUCCAAGCAGAACUAGAUGCAAUGUCAGGAUUGGAGUAUCGUUUACAUGGUGAACAUAAAGUUGGUGCACCUCCGGUAUUACGAAAGCCUCGAAUCCCAAUUGCUAAAGAAGCACAAAAGUAUGAGAAAGCAACAAAAUUAGAAAAACAGCCUGUAAAAGUAGAAAAAUAUGAGGCUGAAAGUCAGAUUCAAAAUAUUGUCCCAUCAGCAACUAUUGAAGAGUUACAAAAUACAAUUCGUCAAAUGGCUAGCACAGCAGAAGACAAAUAUAGAAUAUUGGAAGCUCGCGACCGGCUUAUAAGAUUUAAGCAGAUAAAGCCUCAUACAUUGGCAACUGCAAAAAGUACCAAAGGCACUUGCCCAGAUAUGUGUCCAGAGAAAGAACGUCUUAUGCGAGAAUCUCAAAGACAAGUUGCAGCAUACGAACUUAUGGAGGGUGCAGAGUACAAAAUAAAUCAUAUGAUUGCUAUAAAACAGUACUCUAGAUCUUCAGCAGAUCAAGAAGAACCACUGGCUCAUGAACUAAGACCUGUCGAAUCCCUCAAAAUGACUAUGAGUUAUUUAUUACAUGAAAUAGCAAAUCUAUGCGAUGAGGAAGGAACAAAUUUAGCAGAAUGGUUUCAUUUUUUAUGGGACAGAACAAGAGGCAUACGUAAGGACAUAACUCAGCAGGAAUUAUGUUGCACCGACAGUGUUGAAUUGGUUGAGCAGUGUGCCAGAUUUCAUAUAGUAUGCUCAGAACGUCUUUGUGCCGAAGAACCAUCUGUAUUCGACAAGAAAAUUAACACUGAGAAUUUGACUAAAUGUUUACAAUCUUUAAAAUACAUGUAUCAGGACCUCCGAGUAAAAGGUAUCUCUUGUAAAAAUGAACCUGAAUUUCGUGCAUAUAUUAUCUUACUAAAUUUGAACAAUGGUAAUUUUAUGUGGGAAGUACAAAAAUUACCAAUAACAUUACAGAAGUCGCCUGAAGUUCGAUUUGCUAUUGAAGUUUACUCUUCGCUCCAAUCUAACAAUUUUUCUAAGUUCUUCAAACUCGUUCGAAGCACAACUUAUCUAAACGCCUGCAUUUUAUUAAGGUAUUUUAAUCAAGUCAGAGUAAAAGCUUUAUCAGUGAUGGUGAAAGCAUAUUGCAGAACAACUUCAACACCUUUUCCGUUAUAUGAAUUAAUUGACAUUCUUGGAUUUGAAGAUGAGAACGAAGCAAUAUACUUCUGUGAACAAGUUGGCCUGAAUACUUCCAGUGAUGAUAUGAGUAUAAUGUUAAACAGACAAAACUUCAGUUCGCCCAUUUCUAGUAUAGAUCAAGGCAGAGCUAUAAAUAUAGUAGAAUCAAAGAGGACAGGGAUGCUUUUAUCAAUUGGCGAAUGUAUCACCGGUGGGAUGCUACCUGAACAAACUUACAAGAACCAUAAACCACAUGAAAGCUUUGAUUCAUCAGGUUAUUUGAAAACCAAAUCCAUAAAUGCUGAGGAUCAAAGUGGAAAUAAUAUUUCUGAUAUUAGUGAUCCAUACGAGUUUAAAGAUGAUCAUCAUGACGAUCGUCAUAAGCCAUCACGGAAUUUCAAAUCUCAAGUUUCUACGAAGCACAGUACUUUGAAUGAUACAGGUGCUAGUCCUUUGACCAGACAAAUUGAUGUCUCUACGAAAAAGCCUGUUGGACGUUUCACUGGUCAGUCUACUAAUAAACAACAAAAUAUAUUUCCAUACAAGCCAAAUACAAAUACAACAGUUUUUGCUAAACCUGAAGAACCUGGUCCAUUUGGAACUAAGCAUCCACCAAAUACUUCUGAAGAUCAUGCGUCUCAACCCCACAACAAAUUUGAUUUGGCUACUGAAAACGAAGGACCAUUUUCUAGUAAAUCAACAGUUUUUGGUACAAAGACUAAUGAGACUUCACGAUUUAACAGUCCCUUCGCGACUUCCACGAUAAGUACAGCUGGUAAAGGUUCAUCAAUAUUUUCCAAGUCUAACUUAACAUCGUCCACUCAUCCAAUGAAAACGACAGAGCAGGAGACAAGUACAACAUUUGGAGCAGGAACAAUAACAAAUAUUUUCAGCAAACCAACGUUAGGAAAUAUAUUUGCCAAAUCUACACCUGUUGCGACAGCAUUUUCGCGAAACCAUUCUAAUGCACAAGCUUCUGAAAAAAUCAAGGAAGGAAGUGAUUCUAUAUCAUCAAAAAAUAUCUUAAAAACAUCUGACCCAAAGUCUCCUGUGAAGAAGCAGUUGAAAAUUCACUCUGAGAUAAGCCAAACGAAAUUGGAAGUCGAGAAGAGGCUGCAGGCUGAGAAGAUAAAAUUACAAAAGAUCGAACGUGAGAAGAAAUUGAAAGCUGCUGAAGCUGAAGCUUCAUUAAUUUUAAAAGCCUUGGAAGACGACGUUAUAAAGGAUAUGUGCUCUUCCCUGGUGAGGAAAGAAUUUAACAAAAUUCUAAUGAUAAAUAAAUUAAGUAAGAAGAUCAUGGAAGACAUGGUCAAUCAGAUCGUUCUGGAAUCAUGUGAAGAUAUAUUGAAUGAAAUUUACAUUCAGCAAAGAUUACUUGAAAUAUCUCAGAAAAUAAAAAGGCGAUUAAUUAUGAAGUAUUACAUGACGUGGAGACAGUGUGCCUCCAAGAAGAGAAGAGAAAGAGAAGCCUUGGACAAUACUCCUGUUUGGUUGCAAAAGAGAAGUGUGGAGGAGUGUGCUAAUUUAUUAUAUCGUCCGGAUCAACAUCUGGUGAUUGAAAGUAUGCGAAGAAAAAAGAUCAAACGGGAAGUCGAAAAACCAAAAAGACAAAUGGAACCAAUUGAAGUUAUUAUACAUAAUGGCGUAAAAGAGAAUGCAAAGUAUUUGGAUAUUGAAGCAGUGCCCAAUACAUUCUGGAAAAUGGUUAUUUCAUGGCCGGAUUUGGAAAAGAGAUUUCUUUUGUGGAAGCACAAAAAGAUAAUGAGUGAAUAUCUCUGUCCUGAUGACUUUACAACAGAACCCAUUAUAAAGACUUACAGACCCAAUUCAUAUGAGACUUUGAAUUUAUGCAUAAGACAAGCUGAGGGUUUAAUUAGCGAUCACAAGCUGAUUGGUAUAGAUGCUUUAUUAUUUAUUAUUGAUACUUCAGAGGAUGCAAAGUCCGUCAUACGACGUCUGACCAAAACAGUACUUUCAAGAAAUAAGCUCAUGCCUAUACCGUUAUAUUUUGUCGCCCUGGGAAAUGAACAUUGGAUAUUUGAAAAUAGCAGACUUAAGGCGCAUUUGGAAAAAUUGAUUGAGUCUGAUUACGUAUCCCAGUAUACGGUACAUUUAGAAAAUACUAUAAACGAAAAUGUUAUACUCGAACUCAUUCAGAAUGCUACAAGAUGGUUGUCAAAAAAUAAAUCACCAGCAGUACCGUUGGAAAUGGACUACUUGAGUGAGGUCUUGGAUGGUUGUUUAACAGAAGAACUAUGGUUAAAAAUUCAAGGCCAUUCACCGUUCAAUGAACAUCUAGCAUCGGUUUUGAACGAUCCGAAUUUUAUAAUAAAUUUUCACAAUGAAGCUGUAACACAUUUGAGGGAUAUAUUUCUUGAUUCGGAAUCAUUAUCAUACACAGAUUUUGCUCCGGAAUUGAAAAAGUGUUUGAACACGAAAUAUGAGCUUCCUUGCAGUUAUGAAUAUUUCAAUGAUGCGUGGAAGAAGGAAGGAAAUAGAGAGGAGUUAGAAAGUGCUUUGGACAAAUUAAAAUUGCCACGUUGGAAUUUUGAUUGGCCCAUCAUGGACAUGUGGGAACUACGUAACUCCAUAUCGUAUUACUGCCAAGAGGCAUUACCAGAGUCAAAUUACGAUACCGUACCGUAUACCAUUUUAAGUAAUUUAUUCCUAACAGCUAACGAUUCUGAUAUACCUAGUUUUGUAAAUGUAAUAUUGCGAAUUGUUAAGGAAAAGAUUUCCUUGAUUCGUUGCCAUCUAAAAGUAGUUUAUAACCGUAAUCAUAUGAAGCAUUUCCGGACGUUACCGUGGUGGUUUAAAUCGAAGGUAUUCAUGGAUUACACCACACACCAGGAAUUGAAACUUCAAAACAAAUUACGGGAGGAAGAUUUACAUAAUGAAUCAUUUAGCAAAAAGCAAAGGUUGAAUGGAAGUGACAUAAGUAUGGGUGACGAUUUAAGUAUGUACGAACAGUGCGAACCAUUAGCUGAAUUUUGUAAAGUGACGCAGGAUCAGAUAAUGGAAGUACGUAAUAUUAGAAAAGCGGUUGAAAAUGGUUUUGAAAAUUACCGAUCGAAGAGUGAAAUGUUGGAGGAAAUGUUAACAAAAGCGUUACUGGAUGAAGCGUGAAAAAUCUCACGAAUAUAAAGAAAUCUUACACAACUGAUAUAAUUUUGUAUAAAUUUUGUUAAAAUAUUUUGUAGUAUACUAAGAUACAUACUCUGAGUGUUGCAAUAAAACUUGAAAGGAAAAAUUCUGUUUCACCUGAAA